UUAGCCACAAUCUUUAACACGGGGACUUCCGGCUCGUCAUGGACAUUGAAGGCUUCAAAAUAAGAGUAUGUUUACGUGUAUUAUAAACCCGUUAUCAAUGUAUCUCUCAGUACGAUGUAAACAUUUUCCUAUUGAAUAUUGCACUUAGGUUACUGUUACAAAUCUAGGCUCAUAAAUAGUGGAAACUUAUAUAAUAUUAUUAUAUAUUAUUUAUUUAUUUAUUAUAUUUUAAAAUAUAAAAUAAACUUUAAUGGUUACAAAUAGUUAAAUUUAAAAUUAAAUGGCCUAGAGUUGAAAUAAUUUCUUAUUUCAGAUGGACAGUAAGAAGAUCAGGAGAGAACACUACUAUCGCUUGGUGCAAUCCAUCAGAUUAGGGUUUGACAGACACGCAGCAGGAUUUGUGAGGAAGGGAUUUGAAUAUCCGAGAGAACACAAAUGCUCAAAGUCUGCCAUCAGGGUGCAACUGUGGAGAAUCCAGGCUGAGAUAAUUCGGUUUUUCCCCAAAAUGGACACUUAAGACACUAACUAGAUGGAUUUAUUUAUUUUUUAUUUUUGCCUUGUAGGCCUUCUAUAGAAAUUUAGUUCUGCUUAGCAUGUAAUAGAUAGCCUGGUGUUAGUGACAGGGAAUAGACUUUGAUUUAACUGUGUUAUAUGUGUUUUAGUUGAUUUGGAUUAAGAUUAGACAUGGAUAGACUUAAGACAAAGAAAUCAUAAAGGAAGUGUAUUUUGUUAAAUUAUAAGUAGUAUAAAAUAAUAGAGGUUAUAAUGAGAACAGUUUUAAAAGAGGUAGCUCGGCGCUUGCCAUGGCUGGCCAAUGCCACUUUGUACGGAUGUAUGUUUGCCAGUGGGGACCUGGUCCAUCAGCUUUUGGCCAAAAAUGAACAAAUGGACUGGAAGCACACUAGAAACGUGGCCAUUGUGGGCUUCUGUUUUCAGGGGCACUUUAACUAUUUCUGGCUGCGAGCUCUGGAGCAACGCUUUCCUGGAAAAUCAGCCCGGACUCUCUUUAAAAAACUGCUCCUCGAUCAAAGUUUUGCAUCUCCACUGGCCACCAGUGUCUUCUAUACAGGAGUGAGCUUCUUGGAAGGGAAGGAUGAGGUCUUGGAGGACUGGAGAGAGAAGUUUUUCAACACCUGGAAGACUGGACUCUUGUUCUGGCCAUUCAUGCAGUUCCUCAACUUCGCACUGAUGCCUCCACAUUUAAGGACCUCUUUCAUGGCCUGCUGUGCAUUUGUUUGGGCCACAUUUUUGUGUUUCUCACGUCAGAAUGGAGAUGGGACAGCCGGCGUUGCAUUAGCGUUCAUCAUGGACCCAAGAAAAACACUUGAGGACCUUGAGGAGGCACGCAAAAAACGCAAACUCCAAAAGGAGGAUUUUUGGAUCCACAAGUAGAAUAACAAGCAAUCAAACAAAUGUUUUACUUUUAAAUCAAUGAUCCAGUUCUCUCUUCUCCCAGUAACCCAGUAUUCAUUUUUAUAACCCACUAGAUUGCUCCUAAGAAAAUAAUGUGAAACAACAUGUAAACUUAAGAUACACCCAAAAUAAUGUAUUUGCCUUACGAAGAUAUACAAUGAUAUGCAAAAAGUGUGGCUAUACAGCUCCCUUCUUGCUUUUGAAUUGGAUUGUAAUAAAAGCAUUAUAAGACAUUGCUCCAGUGAUGGUGGAUUAACAGGGAUCAGUUCAUUGUUAAUCCCCCAUGACCCUGUAACACCAUGACCUCACUGACAGGAAAUAAAAUGUCCAGAGAUGAGCAGGCUUCCUCAACGCAUCCACUGUGCAGAGUUAACCUGUAACAGAGGAGACUAUGGUGGUCUCUCAUAGCUCUCCCCUAAUCUGAGAAAAAAAAAAAUGCAUUGAAAAGCUGAGUGGGGUCACCUCUUCGAAGACCAAAGUAAUUCUCUAUGCAAGCAGAUGGUGGACUAUCCACCUAAAACGUUACAUAGUAGUCGUACAUACCUUUAACUGAUGUUUUGUUGAAUAUCCAGAAAACAUUAGCUAUCUGUCUUUACCAAAGUAAAGUAUAAACGUUAUGUUUGGGCCUUGCAUGGUCAGCCCCAUAUACUGUCCAAGCAAUCUGAGGCUGGAAAUAAUUAUACCAAAUUGCAAUAAAAGAAUGUAUAAUGAUUUACUACACAUAUGAUCAAACCUUAUUUUCGUUCCUUUCAAGGUAACUUCAUACCGUUGUCUCUAAACCUUUUCUUUAAUUUUUUACCAUUCAAAUGAGACCGAAAAGAGAAUUAAGGCUACUUUUCAGAAAGUAGGUCAAAUUUAAACACCACACCAGAAGCACUUAAAUGCCUGCAG
This is a messenger RNA of Boleophthalmus pectinirostris (great blue-spotted mudskipper), 2304 nucleotides long. RefSeq names its product MPV17 mitochondrial membrane protein like (gene mpv17l). Lineage: Eukaryota; Metazoa; Chordata; Actinopteri; Gobiiformes; Gobiidae. The record is from RefSeq and is a predicted model, not a curated record. The transcript is spliced from 4 exons. Gene Ontology annotation, cellular component: cytoplasm; membrane. The coding region runs from base 766 to 1392 and encodes 208 amino acids.